This is a messenger RNA of Penicillium waksmanii, 828 nucleotides long. RefSeq lists its product as uncharacterized. NCBI's taxonomy places the organism in Eukaryota, Fungi, Ascomycota, Eurotiomycetes, Eurotiales, Aspergillaceae. The transcript has 8 exons. The record is from RefSeq and is a predicted model, not a curated record. Gene Ontology annotation, molecular function: protein dimerization activity. Bases 1 to 828 code for a protein of 275 amino acids.
AUGGCCUGUCAUUAUAAUGGCCUAAGUUAUAAGACUGCCUGUAAGCAGAAUACUAUUAAGAAGUUUGCAAAACCGCUACUUACCUAUCCUAACUUUAUUAAGUUAAUCCAAAUAGCUCAACAGAUGUCUUUAAGACUUUUAGUUCUAAGCCCUAAGGCAGCAAAGCAUAAGCUUAGCCUUACAGAGCUCUUACUUAGCUUUGAGCCUCUUUUAGGUAAAUAUUCAGGCCCUAACCUUAUAAAGGUUCUUAUUAUAGUCCUUCAGAAGCAUCAGCUAGCAGACCGGGUCUUAACAGUCACUACUGACAACUCUAAUAAGAAGGACUAUACUAUCUGUAUAAACCAGAGGAAAAGGGAGAUUACUUAUAUACUUAAGAAAAACUCUAACCUGACCAACAAAAGAUUCUUCCAAUUUAGGAUAUUAGAAUACGCUGGAACUCAACAUUUCUUAUGCUUCGCUGAGCAAAACAGUAUUCUUAGUUACUGGAAGGAUUAUAAACAAGAAUAUCCUUUACUUAUAUAUCUUGUAAAGGACUUUCUUGCUGCUUCUGUAACUAGUGUAGGAGUUAAGCGUUUAUUUAACUUAGCUUAUAAUAUAUAUUAUUAUCAACGUAGCUUACUAAGUCCUACUAUAAUCCAGGAUCUUAUGAUGCUGAAUUAUACCUCUGAGUUUGAGACUAAAACUCAGAAGAUAGAGGUAGAGCGAGAGGAAAGAAGAGUACAGGGGGAGAAGGAUAAGCUGGAGCCUAUUAGUGAUAAUAAGGAAGAGGAUAUAGGUCAGAAUAAAAGAGCCCUAGUAGUAGCUUCAAAACCCAGCUUUGAGUAUUAA